UCGGUCCCACAGUCGUACGCAGUUUACUCAGGCCGGGGCAUGUGUUGGUUACAUAGCCCGGCSCAGUCUUCCACAGACUGCGUGGCCUGGGGCUAAGGUGCAUUGGGGGUUUCCCGCGUCGCGCAGUCACCGCUGUGUGGUUGAACAUGGAACGCCAACACUCUCCUGCGGGUGCGCCGACGUCGCCGAGUUCCCCGUUGCUUCCGACGCCUGUGGCGUUCGCAUUGCCGUCUGCCGCAUGCAUCACCCUGGCAGGCUCUCCGUUGUACCAUGACAUUUCACGCGGUCGUGGGCGAGGGCGUUUGGAUCCGCACGGACGUAGUAGAAGCGAUGUUGUACUGGCGAGACCAGCGACCAGGCAGCGUUUGGACGAAAGGAUGUCGGUCGUCCCAUUUCCUCCUGUCGCGAGUUCGACAACCGUCACGCAUACUCCUUUCCCGAGUCAUCUGUGCAAUCUCAUUGCUGCAAUUUCUCCUAUGCCAACGUUCUCCGGGGAUCCGAUGAAGUCUCCUUUUGCGCAAUCCGCUAUAAUUCCAAUGCGCCCUCCUCUUUCGUCACCUCUUGGGCUGCUCGCUAGGGUGUUGCCGACCCCAAUUUCCGGAUGUACUUCUAUUGAUGGGGUUUGUCACGGUAGUCCAGACCCCUCGCAUGCCGCUUUCCAUGGCGCGUCGUGUGUGCCUUCGUCCACAUUUCCUCGGCCACCGUUGUUGCGGUGCUCGCCCCCUGACAGCGCCGGUGGAGUUCCCGGGUUGGGUGUCAUUGCGUCCACCCCCCUUCAUGAGCCAGAAGAGGUGCAACCUUUCAAUGACAGACUGCGGCCACCGUCCUGCACUCCCGUCUCCACGGAUCAUGCACCCGAUGGGGUUUCGCCGUAUAACGAUAGUGAAGUCGGGAUGAGUUUCUCGCCUGCGUCGCACAGGGUCAGGUCUAAUUCUCGGCAUGUUCGAGAAAACGUGUCCUCAACACGGGAAAGAGGUGGAGGUGACGAUAGAGAAGAUAUCCUAUCCUUGUCACAUUUGCAAGUUGCAAUUCGCGUGCGGGAAAGGGUGCACUUGGCACUGGAAUUCCGCGAAGGUUCAAGACAGUGGCUGCGACACGUGGAACGAGUUACACAAAGGAGCUUCAAUAAGGUCAUCGCACGUUUGCGCAGAUCUAACUAUCCGGUUAUCGUAUUGGUCGACGGCCGUUACGACUCGUCCCGUGACAUACAACAUUGUAUGGUGACGGCGCUGGACUUGAAGUCUGGGAUGAUCGUGGGUACGGAGACGAUGCUGAGGGGGGGCGAGUCGUCGUGGAGGCUGGAAACGCAGUGCGUGGAGAAGCUCCUUCAUCGAUUGAAGGACGAACAUAACCUCAUAAUCGUUGAGGUUGUGCAUAACGACUGUGGUGCGGUUGACGUCAUCCUGCGACGAAUGAACAUUGACUCGCAGAAGUGUAUGUGGCACAAAGCCAAGACUUUGGUGAAACGCUUGCGAGAGGCAGUGCGUGCCACGAAGACUGUCAAGCCAUCUGUGGUGGGCGCUUGCGAGCACGUUCGCGAGGUGAGGUGUUUCACAAAGAAGGAGUUCGAAGUGUGGCUCGAGACGAGGGGUGUGCGCGUGCCUGGGGCUGCCACGAAAAAGAAGGACGAGCUUGUGGAGAUAGUGUGGGGUGUGUUGUUUCCCAACGAAGCAGGGAAGCCGUUGGAAGAUGACGUUGUCGAGAUCGACGCGUUGGAGGGCUUGCAUUGCAAUGUGGCGGAUGAGGCGAAGGAAUGGUUGUACGGUGCUUGCCGGAUGCGCGAACGGGCGCAGGAUGACGACGGCGAUGUGUUGGCCUCACAUGUGCAACACCUGGCCGAUCAUUGGGCUGGGAAUCACUCGAUGUGUGGCAAAGAGUUGUUGAACCUGUGCAAGGCGGCUGGCGGUUCAGAGAGAGAGCCAUUGUACGAGGCUGGGGGUCGGGUUCAUGCCGCCGUUUCUCGAUGUUUGCAGCAGUUCGCUUCCAACACGAAGAUGGCAUACUACACACGUGCGAGAAUGACGUUCAACAACGAAUGCUUCCACUCUGUGAUCAACAAGUACUGCACGAAACGAUUGAACUUCCCAAAGUCGUAUGAGGCGCGGGUUUGUUGCACGGCACUGGAAUGGAACAAGAACAAACGAAUCAGGCCAUCGCACACUACAUCCCGCAAACCCACGAACAGCACCCAUCGACGACGCUCCGCAAGACGUCACAUUUACCCCGGUCGCGACACAUCGUGGCGAUUCGACAUUGCAACUGAAGAUUUUGGGAGUCCUCGGGUCGGUGACUGGACUCGUAACAUGUUGCAUCAAUCGGACGCCGACGACCCGGUUGUUGAGCAUGUUGAUGUUGAUGCUCAUAUGAGACUGUCGAUUGCUGGUGAGAGCGUAGCCUGGGGUGACGAAGGUCAAGGUGCCAAUAUUUUGUUCGAGUCUACGAGCGACGAUGACUCGGAUGAUGAGAAGUCACCAUCGGAUUCCGAAUGCGAAGGUGCCGCUCAGCGCCUCGACUUUGACGGUGUUGUGCUAUCGCAGGAGGUGUCUGUUGUGCGGAAGUGAUAGCGGCCGAUAGUCUGUUGUGCGGGAGUGAGAGCGGCAUUUGGUCG
Molecule: messenger RNA, 2608 nt
Organism: Chara braunii
Lineage: Eukaryota; Viridiplantae; Streptophyta; Charophyceae; Charales; Characeae
Source: the annotation of a GenBank genome assembly